This is a messenger RNA of Penicillium atrosanguineum, 1551 nucleotides long. Its product is annotated as cytosine permease. Bases 1 to 1551 code for a protein of 516 amino acids. Gene Ontology annotation, cellular component: fungal-type vacuole membrane; plasma membrane. The record is from RefSeq and is a predicted model, not a curated record. Gene Ontology annotation, molecular function: transmembrane transporter activity. The transcript is spliced from 3 exons. Lineage: Eukaryota; Fungi; Ascomycota; Eurotiomycetes; Eurotiales; Aspergillaceae. Gene Ontology annotation, biological process: transmembrane transport.
AUGGCGGAAUUACUGAGCCACGAUGUGGAGAAACGAGCUGGGGCGGUAGCUCCACCACUUUGUGAAGAUGAAACCGGUGCUGUUCCCGCGUCGAGCUUUGAAUACGGCAAUUCCAUGUAUGCGAAGCUUCAGAGAUUGGGAGGAAAGAUCAAGGUUGAGCAAAGAGGUAUCGAACGCGUUCCCGAGGAUGAAAGAACGGACAGUUCGUAUUGGAAUAUCGGUUCAAUGUGGUUGGCUGCAAAUAUGGUUGUCCCCUCAUUCACGAUUGGCGUGUUGGGCAAGCCACUCUUUGGGUUGAGCUUCGUCGAUUCGGCCUUGGUUAUCAUAUUCUUCAACUUCAUUGGCGUUCUGACGGUCUGCUUUUUCUCGAUUUUCGGAGCUACCUUCGGGCUUCGCCAGAUGGUUCUGUCCCGAUUUUGGUUUGGUUGGUGGGGUGUCAAGCUGAUUGCUCUUUUCAACGUUCUAGCUUGUAUAGGAUGGGCUGCCGCAAAUAUUAUUGUUGGAGCCCAACUAAUAAAUGCAGUCAACUCGAAUGUUCCCGGAUAUGCAGGAAUUUUAAUCAUUGCAUUUUGCACCCUUCUGGUAGUAUUCUUUGGAUACCAGGUUGUCCAUGCCUACGAGUAUUGGAGUUGGAUCCCGACAUUUAUCGUGUUCCUCGUUGUUAUAGGUGUUUUCGCACAUUCCGGUGACUUUACCAAUUUACCAAUGGGAGCUGGAACUGCCGAGCUUGGAGCUGUACUAUCGUACGGCUCCACUGUAUUCGGAUUCGGUACUGGCUAUACUAGCUUUGCCGCGGAUUACACAGUUUAUCAACCAAGCAAUCGCCCGCGACGCAAAGUUUUCAUUGCCACAUGGUUGGGAAUAUUUCCAACUCUUCUCUUCACCGAGCUUCUUGGUGCAGCACUUAUCACGGCCACGGACCUAAAUGGAGGCGAUAAUGCAUACCAAAAAGGCUACGAUGAAGCGGGAGUGGGGGGCCUCCUUGGGGCUCUUCUCUUUCCCCGGGUUGGGGGAUUUGGAAAAUUCUGCGUUAUUAUCCUCGCUCUAUCAAUUGUUGCCAACAACUGUCCGAAUAUUUAUUCGGUUUCAUUGACACUCAUGGUUAUGGGUCGGUGGACUCGACACAUUCCCCGCUUUGUUUGGACCAUCGUCGUCACAGGUGUUUAUAUUGCAAUUGCUAUUCCAGGUUAUAGCCAUUUUGAAGCUGUACUUGAGAACUUCAUGCAUUUCAUAGGAUACUGGCUGGCGAUAUACGAAGGCAUUGCUCUCACUGAGCACUUCGUGUUUCGUCGAGGAUUUUCGGGAUACAACGCAGAAGACUAUGAUGACCGUCACAGGCUACCACCAGGCAUUGCGGCCUUGCUAGCCUUCUGCUGCGGUGUUAUAGGCAUGGUGACUGGCAUGAGUCAGUCCUGGUAUGUUGGACCGAUCGCUGCGUCGGCUGGGCGCGCCCCAACUGGAGGGGAUGUUGGAUUUGAGCUAGGGUUUGCUUUUGCGGCCUUCUCAUACGUGAUAUUGAGAACCGUUGAGUUGAAAAUCUUUAAGAGAUAG